AAAGGAAACCAAGAACCGUUCUAAAAAUAUAUAAUAACCCGCAGCUUUGUUCGGGGACGUGCUGUUUCUAACGAUCUCUGUACGCGAUUCUGUAUUUAUUCUGUGUUUUUUCGGAGGUGGAGCCUUUGGCGAAACACUGUAGACAAACUCCGGAGGACAAAUUGCACAUAUGUACUCCUUUCAGAUGGACAAAGACAGAUUCGCCGUAAGCCGUGGACCAUGUUCAUGGCUGGAGAUGCACCAGUUCAUUGGUGAUCUCAUGGCCUCAAGCUCAAGUCAGCCAGUGAAGGAAUCUAGCCAACAGGAGGUGCUCCGCAGUGCCUGGGAGGCAGCAGGACAUGAGGCGCUGGGCCUGAAGGCUGCUCUGCCCGCUCCGGCAGCCCAAGGCAGAGCUCCUCACGGCAAAGUGCCUCCUGGGUAUGGUCUGCAGACCCUGAUGGGGACAGCAACAGCAGAAAGGAAUAGAGAGGCAGGAAGUCAUGGCAGCAGUGGACAGCAGUUACAGCAUCAUUCCUGCACCUGCCCCGGCUGCCCCUUCUCUUCCCCUUCCACAUCCUCCCCCACCUUCCAGACCCUAAAGCCCAGGCAGACCUCAUCUGUGCGGACCCAGCCAUCACAGUCUGAGAGGAGCCAGCAGCCCAAAGAGCCCAGUGGUGGACCUGUCAGCCUGGGCCUUUGCCUAGGGCUGGGCUUGUCCAUAGAAGAAGAGACCAGCGAACCGGGCAGUGCCUGUAACACGGAUGGCAGCCAGCGACAGCAGCAGGAGAAAAGCCCUGAGCCCCAUGACAGCAGCACCAGCAGCCCUGCCCAGCCGUGCCCUCCCCAGGUGCCCACCUUUCCCUGUCUCUGCUGCCAUCGGGGCUUCCAGACCUGUGCCCAGCUUAUGAGCCACCAGCAGGGCACUGAUUUCCCCCAAUCUCACCCCCACUAUCAUCACCACCACUGUCCUCUUGCCUCCUGCUUGCACUGCCCCCAGCUCCCCCAAUCCACCCAGGCUCCCUCCCCUUUUCCCUGCCUCUCCUGCCAGCGCACGUUCCAGACUUGCGCCCAGCUCCUGAGGCACCAGCAAGGCCACGCCCAGCAGGAUGGGAUCCCACAGCACCCCUGCAUGCACUGCUCUGCCUCCUUCCCCCGCCCUUCCCAGCUCCUCCAGCACCAGCGCUCCCAACACGCCUCCAAGACAGGCGGCUUCCUGUGUGCCGAGUGUGGCCGGGCGUUCAACUCACACAGCAACCUGCGCAUCCACCUCAACGUGCACACAGGUGCUCGGCCGUACUCCUGCUCCGACUGCGGCAAGAGCUUCAGCCAGUCGGGGGCGCUCAAGAUCCACCGACGGAUCCACACCGGCGAGCGUCCGUACACCUGCACUUUCUGUGGGCGCGGCUUCCCUCACCUGGCGGGAAUCCGGGCACACCAGCGUACACACACGGGCGAGAAGCCCUACCGCUGCCCCCAGUGUGGAAAAUGCUUCACCCAGUCAGGGGCGCUAAAGAUUCACAUGCGCAUUCACACUGGCGAGCGGCCUUUUGUCUGUGGCCUUUGUGGAAAGGGCUUCUCCAACCGUUCUGGGAUCCGCUUCCACUAUCGGACCGUGCACGGCAUCCUCUCCGAGACCAAUCCUACUUUAGACACGCACUCAGGCCUCCUGGCCUCCACAUCUGUCGCUACCAUUGGUCCCCGGGGAAAUUCUAACUUUGGACUGACAGCCAAUCGUAGCGUGAGUCCUGCCAUCAGCCUCAGCUCUAGCUCUAACACUUGUGAGAGUCCCGGUACCAAUCCUGAUGUCGAUUUGAGUGAUCCCCCCUCCACUGUUUCCAGCUCCCUUCUGUCCCCAGGAUCAGGGUUCCCCCUCGAUUCAGGCAGCGAGCUGGAGCCCACACCAGCCAAGGGCAUGCGGAAGCAGAAGGUUUCUGGGAAAACAGCGCGUGAGGCACGUCAGUAUUCCUGCGAGGACUGUGGCCGAUGUUUUCGGGACGCUCCUUCCAGAAACCGGCACCAGGCACUGGAGCACUACUCUGGUCUGGAGGGUGAAGAGGAGGGGGAAGGAGAGGGGAAUGGCGUGAACGCAGGGACAGCACAUCCUCAAGAGGGACCAGAAGGGGAGGCAGUAGGCAGUCUGAUGCUGUGAGUGGCUGACUGGUGUCAAAGGCGCAGAUGUUAGGGGAGACGGGGGGGGGGGGCACUUCCUCCCCAGUUUUAUACCCCAUCAAGCAUAUCUGCGUAUACUUAAAGGUUGAGAGCUUUUGCUCAUUGUUUGGUCCCUCCCCACUUCAAAAAUCUGUCCUGUGCUCCUGCUUGGCGUAUUGGACAGCAGAUAAAGAAAGCCAUCCUGUGAGAAAGGGGGGAACAGCCAGGGCAGCUGAAGGAGGGGAGGGGAGAGAUGCUGAGGUUAAAGAAUGAUAAAGGGGGGAAAAGAAAAGAAAGAGGCGGGCCUGCGAGCUACAGUACAGGUCGAAAAUAGUGUCCUUUUCAGAUUGAUUCAAAUAGAUCAUUAAUGUUUCCACAAAGCACUUUAAAAACAAGACUGAUACUGUAACUAAAUAUCUACAAGUCUAGUAUUAUGCAAAUUAUGCAUAAAGUAUCAGUCCUGGCACCGAUUAACCACACUAUUGCCUAUCUACAAAGAACAUGCUGCAGCAUUGCCUCUUCUUACCCACUCUGAAGAUGUAACAUUUCUCAGAUUUGUCAGAGUACAAACUUUGCACGGCCAUUUUAAUUCUACUCAAUUCUUGACUAUCGGAGACCCAGUUUAGCUUUGGAUUUAGUUGCUUAGUCAGUAGUAUAAUUGUUUUUUUUCCCCUUAAAUAUCAAAUAGUGGCCAGUUUCAUAUUCUUUGUAAGACGUUUUCUACACUUUUGCAGGAAUAUAUUUAUUUUUGUAAGAACUGAUUGGGCAGCAUCAGUUCUAAAUGUUUGUCCUGAAUGAUAUGUACUUUUUGUUAAUAAUACCCAGACGUUUUGUUAACUUUAAAUAUUUUGAUUAUGUGUCCUCCCAGUGAUCAUUUUCUAGCUCUUGGUGGCAGUACUGUAUGUGCAGGCAUAUGUAAAUGACUUUAUAACACUGACCGUAAUAAUCUACUCAUACUUCUUUUGAAAGUAACCUUUGGAGCUCCAAUGCAAGGCUGAUCUAGCCGAUCUCAGAACAAGGGUUCUGAUGAACAAUGAAGCAACUGUAAAAUAACACUCGAUUCAUUCUGGCACCGUUCCGGAAAGUGCAUCUGUCAGCUUUUUCUUGUUAAUUUGUAAAGUGUGGGAUACAUGUAGCCCUGCUCAGACAUGCUUAAACGUCUUUAUGCAGCUUGCUUACACUUUCUGUUGUAAACCGCGGUAACGCCUCUGAUUGCCUAGCCAGCAGCUGCCACGCUCUUCAUGAUGCCUAACAGUAGCGCAGACUUCCAGUGAAGCGUGGAGAGCGACGCCGUGGAGCGCAGUGGUUAUGGUCAUGAUAGCCGUAGUGAUGAUAAACAGAAAACAAAUGAUCCAUUUCAAAGAUGUGCUUAAACCAGGGUUCCAAGCUGGCUCCUUGGCAUGCUAAUCACAUCAUUGGUGAGGGUUAGUUACCUGUUUAACUCACGAUGGCUUAGCAGGAAGUCUAGUGCCUUCUUCAUAUGCUGGAUGCUUUGCCAGAAAUCAGUAUUUUGACUGUUAUACUGCACCCCCCCCCCAGACAGACAUAUGUUCACAUUCACUCAAACUGGCAGGCCAUCACUCACAUGCUGUUACCAUAGAAAUCCUGUGAUAUAUUGCUAAUUCUGAAAAUUCCCCCCCACACACACCUUUUAGCUUUCAUGAUUAUGAACUUAUUGUGGUGUUAUCUGUUUAGAAUGGUGUGACUGAAGAAUUGUGAAAUAUUUCAAGCAUAACUCCACAUUUUUUAUGUGCUGCCAUUACUCAUUGUGAGAUAGGUUCUCCUGUUGCACCCUUUUCCAAAGCACUUAGCUUGAAUUGUAUUAAUAUAAAUGAGCAAUAUAUCUGUUUUUUCAAAGAAACAAUGUGUACAUUUAAGUUGCUUGGAAAACUAAUCUAAAAAAUGAAUAAAGUUGAUGCUGACUUCUGCUUAGAUUUUAAAAUUAACAAAAUCAUCUCUCUGAUUAUUUCUAAAAUCAAUUAUAUACUGAUGUUAUCACAAACCCGGGGCUAGCAAUACAGUAUAUGAACUGACAAUGUUCACAACGAGAAAAAAUCUAUGCUUUUCGCACAAAAUAUGUCAACAUUUUCUUCUAAUGGAUAAAAAUCCAGUUUCAAACCACAGGAUAUUUUAAUUUGCCAAAAAUAUUAAACAGGUACGUAAUCUUUAAAAAUUUAAGCCUUGGUGAAACAGCAGACAUUUUUGCAGUUGGUGAUUCAUAAUUUAAAUUAUAUCUCUGCCUAUACUUUGUUAUACGUUUGUCAAUUUCAAAAGAGCAAAUGCAGAUAUACAUCAAACAAAAAGCAACUUGCUUACUGUAAUAAUAAAAAAGGUCAAUGCGGGAAUUUAACGGAGAUAUUUUCGUUUCACUGGUUUUUCAGCCUUUGUUUGAGAUAUUCUUAGCUCCAGGGCGGCAUCUAUUGGACAUCUGGUACUUCACAUCCUAUUAUUAUUUCACAGCAUGCUGAGUGUGAUGUUUGAUCUCAUUGUAUAGUGAGUUUUAUCCGUAUGCAAUACAACCACAUAAUUUAUCAGUAUGUUAUUUUGUUAAAAUACAGAUGUUUUUCCCAGACUUUCUUUAGUUUAAUCAGUGAGUUGGCUGCAGUUUUGUCUUUUCAGAUAUAGCUCUGUUUCCUUACUCUUGAAUUGCCAUUAGGCCUAAUUUGUAUGGAUUUUUGUACAGUGUUUUCUGGCUGUCAUUGUAGAAUAAUAAACAUAUUUUUGGUUGUUUGGCAAA
This is a messenger RNA of Brienomyrus brachyistius, 4864 nucleotides long. RefSeq lists its product as uncharacterized. The transcript has 3 exons. NCBI's taxonomy places the organism in Eukaryota, Metazoa, Chordata, Actinopteri, Osteoglossiformes, Mormyridae. Bases 170 to 2128 code for a protein of 652 amino acids. The record is from RefSeq and is a predicted model, not a curated record. Gene Ontology annotation, molecular function: RNA polymerase II cis-regulatory region sequence-specific DNA binding; DNA-binding transcription activator activity, RNA polymerase II-specific. Gene Ontology annotation, biological process: central nervous system development; regulation of transcription by RNA polymerase II. Gene Ontology annotation, cellular component: nucleus.